GAAAAUCUGGAGAAAUGUGUGUUGGAUAGACAGACUUGUGCUGCAGUUGAGAAUAUGGACACUAUAGAGAGCUGCUGUUUCAUGUGCUAAAAUAUGACUAGCAAUAUUCCAGUCUCUGCGUGCUAAUUCACUUAUUCCUCACGACAGACUCAUGAGAUGAACAUUUUGUUUCUUGAAAAAUAUUCUCCUGGGCCAGGGAGAUGUCUGAAUGGACAAGAGCAUACACAGAAGACCUGAGUUCAGUUUCCUUCUUAGGAACUCACAGCUUCUUGCCACUCUAGCUCCAGGAGAUCUGAUGCCCUCUUCUGGCCUCUAUGGGCACUGCACUCAAGGGCAGGCUUUAGAACCGGGGAAACUAAAGAUAAAAACCAAAAUAAGAGCUUUCUGAUGCAGCCUGUGGAAUAUGCAGCAGAGGCUCAGGUUCCUGCUUUGCAGAAGAAACUGCCAGAUAUUCUAUAGGACACAGAGAGAAGCAACUAAGAAACUCUAGGCCUAUAGGCUGAAGAAAGAUGCCCAACAUUUCAGAGGAACUUUGAAUGACUAUACAGGCAAGCAGCUGUCUCUGUCAUUUCCAGAAUUUUUAGAAGUUGCUUAAAAUGGUACUUCCUAUUUACUUAGGUGAUAUUCUCACACCUUGGCUCACAGACCAUCAGAGCUGUCCAGAUAUUAAAGGACCUUUCAUUGCUGGAGCUCCAAAGAAGAUCAGGAGCACCAUUCGCAGACAUAACAAUGCCACUCUUCUGACCCAAGAGCAGUUCCAACUUUUAAGCUCUCUGGAGAAUAUUUACAUCAAUAAUAACAUUCCCUGGAAAUCUUACCUUGAACUGAAGACCUAUCAGAUAAAAGCAGAAGUCCUGCUAAAUCAAGGCCUCACAGAGGAAGCACUUGUGAUGUAUCACAAAUUUUCAACACUCUUUAUGGAGAAACUCAGAAAAGGCCCGAAUAAGUGUCUUUCAGCUCGAAUAAGAUCCAAAAUCAACAAGACUAUAAAUAACAUUUUUGAAAAAUUUGAGAGCCUUAAAUUCACACUCCGAAGAAAUCAUACUAAGGAGUAUGAAGGCUACCUAGAUAAGAUGAAAAGAAAAGAGGAAGAGGCAAAAAACAAGGGGUUCGGGAAGCAUAGAAAAUAUCAUAGACGAAACUCCCGAGACUUCCCCAAAUUCAACUCUCUUCUACAAAGACUUAUGAGUCGUGGAAAGGUGGGCCCCAGCCUGACACCAACAUCUACAAAGUCUGAAGAGCCUUCAGGAGGAAGCACACCUGUGAAACAAACAGUGGUGUGUGGCCCACAGGAAGCCAUCGAGGAGAUAACCCCCACCCCUUCAGCAGACACUCCUGGGGAGACUAAGGUGGCGAAAAGCCCAGUUCCGAACUCCAAAGGCCUCCGCCCUGUGAUCCUUCCAAAAGACUUAUGGGAUAGGUUCCUGCUUUCUGCGAAAAACAACACCAAAAAAGGAGUGGAAACAUGCGGAGUCUUAUGUGGUACCCUGGAAAAGGAAGAAUACCACAUCAGUCAUGUUAUAAUCCCUGUGCAGAAGGGAAAGUCUAAUUACUGUUGUAUGGAGAACGAGGAGGAUCUCCUUUUUGUUCAAGAAGAGCUGGGGCUUCUCACCUUAGGUUGGAUUCAUACCCAUCCAACCCAGACAGCCUUCUUGUCGAGUGUGGAUUUACACACUCAUUUUUGUUACCAGAAGAUGCUCCCAGAAUCCAUUGCAGUGGUGUGUGCACCCAAGUAUAAACAAGUCGGAAUUUUUACAUUAACAUCUUAUGGAUUAAAAGUAAUAGAAUUCUGUCCCAAGAGAGGAUUUCAUUCUCAUAAUCAGGACUCAGCUCUCUUCUGUGACUGCAGUCACGUCACCAUCCAAAACAGCCUGGUGACUGUCACAGAUUUGCGAUGAGUUAAAUCCCACACACCUACAUCAGUGGGAGCCUGUGUGUGUGUGUGUGUGUGUGUGUGUGUGUGUGUGUGUGUGUGUGUAUUGUGCGUGUGUAUUUUGUUUAUAUGUGAGUGAAUGUAGGAUGGUGUAUGUGUAUAUGUAUAUGUGUUCAAUCUAUGUUGUGUAUGUUACAUCUGUUUCAUGUAUGUUACAUCUUUGUCAUGUAUGUUCACUGGUGUGUAUGAAUGGCACACUAUACUCAUUCACAGAGCCCAGAGGAAGACACUGAUGUGUGCUCUAUUAAUGAAUUAGAAUAGUAUAUCAGUCAUUCAUAAUGACUAGAAAUUGAUUUUAUUAUAUAGUUUACUUGUUAUUAGUUUUAGAUGAUAUUUUCUGGCCAGGAUCCAGUAUAGGAGUAAGGGCCCAAUGCACGCACUUGCUGGCUUGCCUCACCUGCCUCAGGGAGCCUAGAGGACAGGUUGUAAUGCCAACGCUCACUGUCCUGAAGACAGUCCUCCUGAGUGACCACUCUGGCUACAACACAACUCUAAAGGAUGUUUGGCCAAGAGAGAGAAGUCUACUUACCUAAAAAGCUUGUUUUGAAGUAUGUAAAGUUCCCUAGCUGUGAUGAACUCACCACUGAAGCUAAUGCUUACAGCAAACUGCAAAUAAAAAUGCUGUCCUGCACAAGGGAUGCUGAGACAAAUUCACUGCCAGUGACAGUCUGGCCAAAGCAGCUCACAUGAACUGUGCUCGGGCGCACACUCUCUGCUCACAUUGGCCCUGUCUAGAAAUUUCCCAUAAAUUUCACAGAAACUUGUAUUUUCUUUAUAUAAGUGUGUUUUGAAACAGAUUUGUAGUUUCUUAAAAAUUCUAUUUAGUUCUGUAAUUAAAGUUGAGUUUCGUGUCAA
Molecule: messenger RNA, 2788 nt
Organism: Peromyscus eremicus (cactus mouse)
Lineage: Eukaryota; Metazoa; Chordata; Mammalia; Rodentia; Cricetidae
Product: STAM-binding protein-like
Exons: 14
Coding region: 597-1898 (433 amino acids)
Biological process (GO): protein K63-linked deubiquitination
Cellular component (GO): endosome; membrane
Molecular function (GO): K63-linked deubiquitinase activity; metal-dependent deubiquitinase activity; protein binding
Source: RefSeq, a predicted model, not a curated record